ACAAUUCAAGAGCAGCCAUUCAGUCGCAUUGAGAGUUCCGUUGUGCUUGGUGGAGAUUCGGAGCUUGUUUUUGGGCAAAUAUUAUUGAGGGCAGGAGCUGAAGGGGCCAGCUGCGAGGCAAUUAUCGAGCUGCCUCGAUUGUCUCCACAAUCCAAGUGGCAGUUGAUCGCAGUAGACAGUCGCAGCCAAAGCUCCAAUUUGUGUGGAAAUCAAAAUUUUCUCUUUUUAAUUAUUCAAAAAGGACUAAAAGACGUCACAAAAUGUACAAAUCAAUAAUCCGCAACCCACAUCCUGCUGCAAGGCUCAUCUUCAGGGAUUUGAGGAAAUUUUCAACGUCAAAAGAGCCAACAGGACCCGUUGUCAGGACAUCAGUUCCUGGACCAAAGUCCAAGGAAUUGCUCAGGCAACUCAAUGUGCUCCAGAACGCGGGUUCCGUUCAGUUGUUUGCAAACUAUGACAAAUCAUACAGGAACUAUUUGGUGGAUGCUGAUGAUAAUAUUCUUUUGGAUGUCUUCACACAAAUCUCUUCAGUACCACUGGGAUACAACCAUCCGGAUCUUCUCAGUGUCUUCAACAAUGAACACAAUCUCAAGAGCUUGAUAAAUCGCCCAGCUCUGGGUGUUUUUCCAGCUGAAGAUUGGCCGCAGAAAUUGCAAUCAGCUUUAAUGUCCAUUGCCCCACCGGGUGCAACGCACGUCACGACAAUGAUGUGCGGAUCGUGCUCCAAUGAGAACGCCUACAAGGCAAUCUUUAUUUGGUACAGGAAGACCCAGAGGGGUGAGGAUGUGGACUUUACGAAGCAAGAAAUGGAAUCGUGCAUGAUAAAUAAGGCUCCGGGUUCACCAAAUCUCAGCAUUUUAUCCUUCCAAGGAGCUUUCCAUGGACGCACCCUGGGCGUUCUGUCCACGACGCAUUCCAAGUACAUCCACAAGAUUGAUGUUCCAUCAUUUGAUUGGCCAAUGGCGGCCUUUCCGGCAUAUCGGUAUCCCCUGAAGGACUAUGUGAGGGAGAAUAAGAAGGAGGAUGAGAAGUGCCUGGCCAUGGUGGAGGAUUUAAUUGGGCAAUGGGCAAAGAAGGGGAACCCCGUGGCGGGAAUUGUUGUGGAACCCAUUCAGAGUGAAGGGGGUGACAAUGAGGCAUCACCGGAAUUUUUCCAAGGAUUGCAGAAGAUUGCAAAAGCCAAUGGGGCAGCAUUGCUCAUUGAUGAGGUUCAAACGGGAGGUGGUCCAACGGGGAAGAUGUGGUGCCAUGAGCAUUUCAAUCUGCCCACACCACCGGAUGUUGUGACGUUCAGUAAGAAAAUGCAACUUGGGGGCUUUUUCCAUGGGCCACAUAUGACCCCACCGCAGGCGUACAGGGUGUUUAAUACGUGGAUGGGUGAUCCAGGGAAGGUUCUCAUCCUGGAGCAGAUAAACAAGGUCAUCAAGCGCGAUGGGCUACUGCAGCAGGUGCAGCGUGUGGGGAAUCACCUGAAGAAUGGCUUGAUGGAGAUUGAGGGGGAAUUCCCGAAUCUCUUGGAUUCCUGCCGCGGCAGAGGCACCUUCCUGGCCAUUAAUUGUCGCAACACAAAGCUCCGGGAUGAUGUUUUGCACAAGCUGAAGCAGAGGGGAAUAAUAACAGGUGGCUGCGGGGAUUUGUCCAUUCGCUUCAGACCUGCCCUUGUGUUCGAAGAGAAGCACGCCAACAUUUUCCUGGAUAACUUCCGUGCUGUCAUGAAGGAAGUGAAGUAAAUUCUUGUCUUCCAAAAUUGUUUUCGUUUAGCUGUUUUAGCGUCUUCCACCAGCAUCUGAGAUGCGCCGUCUCAGCUGCAUUUUAUUGCACACAAAUGUCUAUGCAGGAGACAAUAAAAGACAUUUUUGAGAGUAAAAA
Lutzomyia longipalpis is the source of this 1869-nucleotide messenger RNA. It is a transcript of the gene Gabat, whose product is annotated as 4-aminobutyrate aminotransferase, mitochondrial. Gene Ontology annotation, biological process: GABA catabolic process. Gene Ontology annotation, cellular component: mitochondrion. Gene Ontology annotation, molecular function: pyridoxal phosphate binding. The record is from RefSeq and is a predicted model, not a curated record. Lineage: Eukaryota; Metazoa; Arthropoda; Insecta; Diptera; Psychodidae. The transcript is spliced from 4 exons. Bases 261 to 1730 code for a protein of 489 amino acids.